Molecule: messenger RNA, 3983 nt
Organism: Morus notabilis
Lineage: Eukaryota; Viridiplantae; Streptophyta; Magnoliopsida; Rosales; Moraceae
Product: protein transport protein Sec24-like At3g07100
Exons: 15
Coding region: 490-3555 (1021 amino acids)
Biological process (GO): intracellular protein transport; COPII-coated vesicle cargo loading; endoplasmic reticulum to Golgi vesicle-mediated transport
Cellular component (GO): endoplasmic reticulum exit site; COPII vesicle coat
Molecular function (GO): SNARE binding; zinc ion binding
Source: RefSeq, a predicted model, not a curated record
ACGAUACGAACGAUCUCAUCGUCCUCUCUCUCUCUCCCUCUCCCUCUCUCCUUUGUACAACUAGGGUUCCCAUUACAUCUACAGCAGCACAACCUAAAGCAAAUCUUCUUCGAUUUCGCUGCUCUCGUCUAAGAAUUUAGUAAAGUUGUCGUCUUUAAUCUCGGAAUAAUACUUUCCGUUCACGCCCUUGGCUGGCACAAAUGAAAUCGGAGGAACUGGGGGUAGAGAUCUGCUGAAUUGCAAAGCAUCCCUCGAGGAAGUAACGCCACCUUCGAUAGCUGUCAUUCUGGUCCCUGCGUUCCUUGCCUCUGUUCCGAAAAGGUCUGUUUUGCUUUUGACUUUACAUUCUCAGGUGUAGGCCAUACUAGUAUUGACACUACUCAAAUGGAAUGUGAUAUUAACAGAAACAGUGGGUACUGAGGAUAUAGGCCACCCAAAUCUUACUACAAGACCCCCAACACUGCACCUUUUGCUCUCAAUUCUCAUAAUAUGACGCCUUUUUCGUCAUCUGGUCCUGUAGUUGGAUCAGAUACCCAGGGUAUUAGACCUACCGCUCCAUCAGCUCCGCAAUCUAUGACACUCUUUUCGGCAUCUGGGCCUGUGGUUGGAUCGGAAACUUCUGGAUUUAGACCUGCUCCCCCGGUGGCCCCAUCGACAAAUAUUCCAGAGGCUUCUAGUUUUAGACCUGCUCCACCAGCUAGGUUUAAUGAUCCAUCUGUGCCUUCUCCACCAACAUCGUAUGUCCCACCAACUAUUGGACCGUUCUCACGUUUCCCAACACCACAAUUUCCCUCAACUCAGCCACCUCCACGGACUCCUCCUGCAGGCCAACCACCAUUUCAACCCUUUGCUGGUCAAGUGCCACCUCCACUAGUUCCCCUUCGUCCGCAGCAGCAGAAACCUUCGGUGCCAAUGGGACCUCCCCCUCAAAAUGUUAAUUAUGCACCAAGUAUGAAUGUCCCUCAGCCUCCAUCAGAUUCAUCCUUUUCAGCUCCUAGGUCUAAUUUCCAGCCUUCAUUUCCCGGUUAUGUUCAUCAGCAGCCUCUUGUAGACUCACAAGCUCCGCCUGUCCAAUCUCCGUUUGUUGCUAAGCAGGGCCCAACACCCUUCCAAACUCCAGUAUCAUCCCCAUUUGUCGCUCAGCCAGGCAGUUAUGUUCCAUCACAGCCUGUUGCAACUUCCUUGGGAUUUCAGUCAAGAGACCAUUUGCAGCAUCCCGGCUCUGGACUUGGUGCUAUCCAAGGUUUAGUAGAAGAUUUCAACUCACUCUCCGUAGGAUCAAUUCCUGGAUCAAUUGAACCAGGAGUAGAUCUUAAAGCUUUGCCAAGACCGUUGGAUGGUGAUGUGGAGCCAAAAUUUCUUGCUGAUAUGUAUCCAAUGAAUUGCAAUCCAAGAUUUUUGCGCCUUACAACUAGUGGAAUACCAAGUUCUCAGUCCUUAGCUUCAAGGUGGCACUUGCCUCUUGGAGCAGUUGUUUGCCCGCUUGCAGAAGCACCAGAUGGGGAGGAAGUGCCAGUAAUUAAUUUUGCUUCUACUGGCAUUAUUCGCUGUAGAAGAUGUCGCACAUAUGUGAACCCUUACAUUACAUUUACAGAUGCUGGAAGAAAGUGGAGAUGUAACUUAUGUGCUUUACUUAAUGAUGUUCCUGGUGAAUAUUUUGCCCAUUUGGAUGGCACUGGCAGAAGAAUUGAUUUGGACCAGCGCCCUGAGCUUACGCAGGGUAGUGUGGAAUUUGUUGCUCCAACUGAAUAUAUGGUGCGGCCUCCUAUGCCGCCACUAUAUUUUUUCCUCAUUGACGUUUCUACAUCUGCAGUAAGAAGUGGUAUGAUUGAGGUUGUGGCCAAAACCAUUAGGUCAUGUUUAGAUAAGCUGCCUGGCUUCCCCAGAACCCAAAUUGGGUUUGCGACUUUUGACAGCACGCUACAUUUUUACAAUUUGAAGUCAUCUUUGAAUCAGCCUCAAAUGAUGGUGGUCGCAGAUCUGGAUGACAUAUUUGUGCCAUUGCCAGAUGAUCUGCUUGUCAACUUAUCAGAAUCAAGAAGUGUGGCGGAAACAUUUCUUGAUAACUUGCCAUCUAUGUUCCAGGACAAUCUAAAUGUUGAAUCUGCUUUCGGUCCUGCUCUUAAGGCUUCACUCAUGCUUAUGAGCCAACUUGGGGGGAAAUUGUUAAUUUUCCAAAACACACUUCCCUCUCUCGGUGUUGGUCGCUUAAAGUUGCGUGGAGAUGAUCUACGUGUCUAUGGUACAGAUAAAGAACAUGCACUAAGACUACCUGAAGAUCCGUUCUACAAGCAGAUGGCUGCAGAAUUUACGAAGUUCCAGAUAGGAGUGAAUAUUUAUGCGUUUAGUGACAAGUAUACUGAUAUAGCCUCGUUAGGUACUUUGGCAAAGUAUACAGGAGGUCAAGUGUAUUAUUACCCAGGCUUCCAAUCUGCCAUUCAUGGAGAGAAAUUGAGACACGAGUUAGCCAGAGACCUAACCAGGGAAACUGCUUGGGAAGCUGUCAUGCGUAUACGAUGUGGAAAAGGAGUUCGCUUCACAUCAUACCACGGGAACUUUAUGCUUAGAUCUACCGAUUUGUUAGCCCUUCCAGCUGUAGAUUGUGAUAAGGCAUUUGCGAUGCAGUUGUCUCUUGAAGAGGCUUUAUUAACCACUCAGACAGUAUAUUUCCAAGUUGCCUUGCUAUACACGGCAUCUUGUGGUGAGAGACGCAUUAGAGUACACACUGCAGCAGCGCCAGUAGUUUCAGAUCUAGGAGAUAUGUUUCGUCAGGCUGAUACUGGUGCCAUCGUCACCUUGCUUUCUAGGCUAGCAAUUGAGAAAACAUUGUCCAGUAAACUUGAAGAUGCUCGAAACACUUUGCAACUAAGAAUCAUCAAGGCUCUCAAAGACUACAGAAAUCUCUACUCUGUGCAACAUCGCUUGGGAGGGAGAAUCAUAUAUCCAGAAUCUCUCAAGUUCUUGUUGUUGUAUGGAUUAGCACUUUCAAAGUCAACACCUCUCCGUGGAGGGUAUGCUGAUGCUGCACUUGAUGAACGCUGUGCAGCAGGUUUCACAAUGAUGGCUCUACCAGUUAAAAAACUGUUGAAACUUUUGUACCCCAACUUAAUUCGGCUUGAUGAGUAUCUUCUGAAGAAGUCAACUCAUGAUGACCUCGAAAGUGUUGAGAAAAGAUUGCCACUGGCUGCUGCAAGUUUAGAUUCCAGGGGGCUUUAUAUUUAUGAUGAUGGUUUCCGUUUCGUCAUAUGGUUUGGUAGAGCGCUUUCACCUGAUAUAGCUAUAAAUUUACUUGGCCCAGAUUGUGCGGCAGAAUUGUCAAAGGUUACACUAAUUGAGCGUGAUAAUGUAAUGUCACGGAAGUUAAUGAAGAUUAUCAAGAAAUUUAGAGAAAGCGACCCCUCAUACUAUCAGUUGUGUCAACUUGUGAGACAAGGCGAACAACCCCGCGAAGGAUUCCUUCUUCUUACAAAUCUUGUUGAGGACCCAAUGGGGGGUACAAGUGGCUAUGUUGAGUGGAUUCUACAAAUACAACGGCAAGUGCAGCAAAAUCCUUAACACAACAUUCCAGGAUAGUGCUGUUGAUGGCUGUUCUUUUAAAUCAGUUUAGCCGGCGAUUCAUCAAGCUUCUUCCGUUGAUAAUCUGUAAAGUGAAGAUCACUCUGUUACAUAACAAGAAUAAUUCCGAGUGUGGUUGAUUUCGUGGUGGAAGAAAGAUUUUUGGACAGCUUUUCUGGUUUGGGCGCAGGACGCAAUAAUUAGGGGGACAUAUACUUUAGUUAUAUUGAGAAAUCUUGUGCCACAAUUUUCACAUUGAGAAGAAACACAAUUUUUUUAUUGCGAUAACUGUUAAAUUAUUCUUAGAAACUUUCCUAUUUGUGUUAUAUUUCUUUUUCUUUCCCGUUCUUGUGAUUUGGAAGGAAAGUGGAGGUAGUGUGACAACACGUUUUACUUCAUUGUUGGAUAUGAUAUUCGGUUUUGCAAUU